UUUUUUUUUUUUACGUGACGUAAUAGGUCAACCAGAAAAAGCCCAGUACUAACAAGCUGAAAGGAGCCAUAUCGCCACCUAUUGUAGCAGAAUCAAACAUACUCCAGUCAAUAAAUCGAUUCCCCUCCCAUGCAUGUAUACUGCGGCAAGGACAGUAGUCCUAUUAAAUGGCAUAGUUAAGCUAUAACCGUGACUCGACUUAGCUGUGCAUGUAAACGUGCUGUAUGUUACAGAUUCUGUAUUUCAGUGUAAUCCCUGGAUUUCCUUCAGGUUCUGGGAAGUCUUUCACAAUGAUGGGCUCUGCAGACCAGCCAGGCCUGAUCCCGCGCCUCUGCAGCUCGCUGUUUGAGCGCACGUUGCAGGAGCAGCGGGAUGGCGAGAGCUUCACCAUCGAAGUGUCCUACAUGGAGAUCUACAAUGAGAAGGUCCGCGAUCUACUGGAUCCCAAAGGAAGCCGACAGGCACUGAGGGUGAGAGAGCACAAGGUCCUGGGGCCGUACGUGGAUGGCCUUUCCCGUCUGGCAGUGGCCUGCUUCAAGGACAUCGAGUCGCUGAUGUCAGAAGGGAACAAGUCGCGCACAGUGGCCGCCACCAACAUGAACGAAGAGAGCAGCCGCUCGCAUGCUGUCUUCAUAAUCAUCCUCACUCACACGCUCAAGGACCUGCGCUCUGGGGUGAGCAACAAAAUGGGCUAA
This is a messenger RNA of Paramormyrops kingsleyae, 695 nucleotides long. NCBI's taxonomy places the organism in Eukaryota, Metazoa, Chordata, Actinopteri, Osteoglossiformes, Mormyridae. The record is from RefSeq and is a predicted model, not a curated record.